Molecule: messenger RNA, 4319 nt
Organism: Hypanus sabinus (Atlantic stingray)
Lineage: Eukaryota; Metazoa; Chordata; Chondrichthyes; Myliobatiformes; Dasyatidae
Gene: simc1
Product: SUMO interacting motifs containing 1
Exons: 10
Coding region: 212-2614 (800 amino acids)
Source: RefSeq, a predicted model, not a curated record
CACAGGGAUUGGCUGCAGGGGGCGCGAGCGAGCAGGUGCUGACAGCUCUGCCAGUCUCAAACAUGGCGGUAGGCUCCUUGGUCGUCUACGGCCGAGUCACCGUUUCUCGUCCGUUUCGCGAGUAUCUCUCGCUCUCGGGGGAAAACCGCGCGGCCAGAGCUCGAGUGGAACCUUGCCGACGGCACGUUUGAAGUGGCAGAACGACGGAGUCAUGGAGGACGUGAUUGAGAUCAAUUCAGACUCGGACUCGGACGUGGAGAUAGUCGGGGUGACAACCCUGGCCCGAGACCUGAAGACCGAAAGCUGCGGAUUAUGCCGCUCCCAGCGUAACUGCUCGGAGGGAAACCGCUAUCAGGGGUCGCAGCAGCCAGGCUGCUCCUUCGGGGAAAAUAUUGAUUUGACAGGGGAUGAGAAUGAAGUGCACAAUCAAGUGAACAGCACUAAAGAUAUGGGGAGUAUGUGGGUCGAUUCAACUAACUAUUACCAAGCAGAGCAAAGCCCACAGAUUCCUGUUUCCAACAACUUGAAUCAUUUUAUGCUGGAUUCUGAUGAAGAUCUAAUGAAUGGUAAUGGAGGACACCUGUCCCCUGAGUUACAGACUGAUUCAAUGAAGGGCAGGGAAGAACCUGACCUCAAAGUUCUUCCCCUUCUAACAGCUAAAUUUACAACUGAAGAGAAUUCAUCAUUAUCAAUUUCCAGAAAGCUUUCUAAUGAAGACACUUUGCCAGCACUAGACUUCAUUGGUGUUGAUGAAACUUGGGAUUCCCACAUCACUGAAACAGAUGGGGAUUUCUGUAGAACUUCAAGUCAAUUAAGUAUCAGUUCUAUUUGCAGUGUAGAUUCAGCUACGGACACAAGUAUAAAUAGUGAUGUAGAAUCUCUGGAAACAUUUUUCCCUGAUGUAGUUGUUCCAUAUUCAUCACCAAGUAGUAAUGGAGGUCUUUUGGAAGAUCUUAAAAGCAUCUCUCAGGAAUCUGACCUCACAGUUGAUGAACUUGAAGCAAACUUAAGUAUGGAUAUUGAAGAUGUACCACCAUUGAUACCCCAGGACACUGAGGAUCUUAAAGUGAAUACUUUCCAUUUUGCUUCCAAUCUAAAUAUGCCAGCAAUGAAAUCUUGGCAGCAGCUUCCAAGUCAGGAUCAAAAAAGUGAAAGUGAUUUAUGUUCUUUACCAGUUGAAAGCAAAGCACAUGACAGUGCCUUGGCUUUGGAUCAGUGUGAUGAUCAGAAUCUAUCACCAAACAAAUCUGAAAGCCAUUUACUGACUUCAAACGAAACUAAGGAAGCAAGUCCAAACUGUUCUGUGGACAAAGAAUUGUUGAAAAAAUUUCACUAUUUCAUGGGAGUACCAGUUCAGCACUUGUUUGUUAGGCAUCUUGGAAAUGAAAAGUGGCACAAGGUAAAUCAAAAUUCUCAUUCAUCGACAGCUUGUCUAAAUAAAUCAAAGGAACCAGAGCUGAUCUCUCAGAGACAGUGCAGUAUGAUUAACAGCACCAUUGAUGAAAACUUUUGCCAAGGAACCCUUCAGUUUCUGAUGGAUUUUGUAUCCCCUCACCGUUAUCCGCCUCAUAAAAUUGUGCAGUAUACAAUCAAGAAGAUACUACUGAGCAAUGAAUCCUCCAGCACAAUUAUGUCUGCUUAUAUGACCCUAAUGAAGAUCCAACAGCUACAUCCUGCAAAUAUUUCUACAGUGCAGUGGGAUUGGGAACUACUGGCUUAUCAUGUGGAGAAAAAGGGCCAUCACAAGAAUGAUUCACUGGCCAGAAGUAAUCAACUGUUGUUCCUGCAGUAUGUUGUUCAGACUCUUGAAGAUGAUUUUCAACUGAAACAUGACAUGCCCCAAAAAUCCAUAGCCAAGUCUGUUCUAUCAUGUGAUGAUAAAUUUUCGAAUGUAAGGAGUGUCAUUAAGUGGCUUAUUGAUACUAUCUCCAAGAACUCUGAAGAAAUUCAAGAGGAAAAUGGCCCCACAUCAUCAGCAUCUAAUAACCAUCCGGUGGUGGGCACUAGGAAUCCAGAAGUUAUUUGUCUUCUUCAGAAGAUGCUUACUUUGGCUGUAGAAGUAGACAGAUCACCAACCUGCAGCUCAAAUAAAAUUGCAGAAGCAAUAUUUCAACACUUUAUUUAUAUUUCUGAAAGAUCACAAAGAUUAACAUUGUUAACAAGUAUGGAGAGCCAACUCCUGCGCUGCAAAUUGCUAGAAUUUCUCUUUGACCAUUGCACUAAAAAACAAAAUGCUCUGCCAAUGUCACUGGGAAAAGUGCUACAUUUUCUUAAAUAUGCAAAAUUUCCCUUGGAAACUGAUGACCAUCAUUCAAGCAAAUGGCAAUAUUGGGAUGAAUUUGUCCACCUUCUUUGUUUAUUGCUUCUAAGCUAUCAAGAGGUGACAAAACGUCACCUGAGAAUUUCAAUCACAGAGCGGUUGAAAUAUGUUCUAUCUGAUAUUCCUCCAGUGCUCACAACACAUGAUGUAAUCACUGAGAAAGAAGUUUUGAAAGAUAUGGAGGAAUUCUACAGCCGAGUAUUCAGUGAUGUGGGAAGACCAUUGAAACCACAAUUAGAAGAACAGAUCAGUCUACUGAAGGGUCUACUGCUUUGUGCAGCAAAUAGAACAUAAUUUAUUUACAUUUAUUUUGAAAAGACUUUUUUAUACAAUAUAAACUGUGAUCUCCUUUAACCAGCUAUCAUUUCCUGCACAAUGUGAUGCACUGGAAUUUUGAAUCUCCGUUUUUUAAUUUAUUUUCAAAACAUGUCAUUAAGGCUUCUCCCAAUGAGACACAUACCUAUUUGUUAAAUAUAUUAUAAAGAUGUCUACUGUGGCUUUAUUUUCUUUAUUCAGAAUCAAAAGACUGGGAUUACCUCCAAAGUUGUCUUGCCUUACUGGUUUUACCCCUCUGAAUUUUAAAAUCCAAAUUGUCAGAUGUUUUCAGGUUUCUUCAAUAUAUUGAAAUGGAAUUUAUAUGUGCAAUGUCAUAGUGAGAGGGGAUCUUUUGUGUUUGUGUGAUCUAUUUGGUCAAACACAAAUUCAGGGUUGAUUUGUUCAAACAAUGGUUAUUACAUAUCAUGUAUCAUCUGAUGCCUGGAUUUAUGGUUUUCUGUAUGACUCUGAUUAUUCCCCUAGCUCAAUGAGUUUCUCUACUUUUUUAAAGGAUGAAUUUUAUUGAAAGGUUGAGGCAGUUAAAAUUGUAUACCUGAUGUGUUUAUAUUUUCUAAUUUUUAUGAAUGCAAAAGAGAUUGAUUGGUAUUCCACCAUCAUGUCUCUUUUAAAAAUUGAUAACUGUGAGAUAACUGUACAAUUUUAAACGAUUUUGGCAGGAGAUGCAGAAUAGGUCAGAGGAUGGGGCAUUUGAUAUACAGGUAGAUGCAGCAUGUAGAAAGACUGUGUGAGAGAUAGUUGAUAGGUCAAAAUUGCAGUCAGUGGGAUGUGUUGAAAGUGUGGCCUAUCUGCAGAAAGGGAGAACAUCCGGACAGAUUGUCUACUGAGAUAGUAUGGGUACAAGUCAGGAACAGGAAAGGAAAAAUCACUCUGUAGGAGAAAACAACCCAAGUUUGUCCAAACUCUCCCUAUGGCACAUGCCUUUUAAUCCAGGCAGCUUCCUAGUAAACCUUUCUCUGCAGUCUCUCCAAAAUGACCACAUCUUUCCUAUGAUGGGAUAACAACAGCUGUAUGAAAUAACUUACGUGCUGUCUGCUAGAAUUUUAUAAAGCUGCAUCAUAACUUCCCAAUGCUUGAACUGAAUUCCCCAGCAAGUAAAAGCAAGCAUGCCAUUGUGCCUUCUUUAUCACCCUGUCAACAUGUAUAGCCACCUUCAGGGAGCUAUGCACUUGGGCCCAAAAUCCCUUAACAGUAUACUGUCUCUUUAUAUGUGAUUUCCCAAAGUGCAACACCUGCAUUUGGCCAGUUUUAACUCCAUCUUCCUUUUUUUCAGCUAUAUUUGCAACUGAUCUAUAUCCCUCUUUGUCCUUUGUCUGGUCUUCUGUGCUGUCCACCACACUACUGAUCUUACUAUUAUUGGCAUACUUUUCAUCCCAAUCAUUUUUAUGUAUCUUAAGGGUUCUUUUCAUAAUAGUCAACAAGUCCAAAGUAUUUCUUGUAUGCAAGCCAAUGUACAUGAAUAUUAAUGUACGUCAAAGUCAAAUAUUCAUUAUUCAUCCACUCGUUUCCAUUGUAUGAUGGGGUAGGUGGAACCCCUGUAAUGGUAAAUAAUGAAGAUUCUACUGUAAGAUAAUAUUGCACUAUAAAGUUAGCUGAACAUGUAUGGAUUAAGAGCUUCUUUGUUAUUCAUUGAAUACAAAAAUUCCGAAUAAAAGUAUUUCUCAUA